Amblyraja radiata (thorny skate) is the source of this 1779-nucleotide messenger RNA. Its product is annotated as putative beta-lactamase-like 1. The transcript has 7 exons. The coding region runs from base 1 to 1695 and encodes 564 amino acids. Lineage: Eukaryota; Metazoa; Chordata; Chondrichthyes; Rajiformes; Rajidae. The record is from RefSeq and is a predicted model, not a curated record.
AUGGAUUUGAAGUGGCCUCAUCUGGGAAUGAUGUUCUUUAUAAUAGUGUCCAUCGCCAUGACCUGCUGCUUUGUGUGGCAAUACCAACUGCCGAAGCAAGCCACUAUCGAUACAAAAGCUUGCAAGCCUGUGAAGCCAGUCCAAAUGUGUCCCAGACAUCCCAAACCUGUCCACUUGGUGCAUCCCAUUCCCAUUCUGACAGAAGCUUUGCAAAAGAUCGAAUUCCUUUUACGCCACCAAAUCCAUCCAAUGAGCCUGCCGUCGAUUUCCGCUAUUGUCGUCUAUAAUGACACCGUGCUGUGGACUGGGAAUUUUGGAAAAAGAAAUAUCUCCGAUGAUUUUUCACAUCCACCAAACGAAUAUACUGCCUACAGGAUUGCAAGCAUUUCCAAGAUAUUCCCGACUAUCAUGCUGUAUAAACUAUGGGAGGAAGGGAAAAUUGCAUCUUUGGAUGACCCACUCACAAAAUACGUGAAAAACUUCACUGUUAAAAACCCACUGGGCAGCUCGGUACAGCAAUCCGAAGCAGAAGGUCUGGUGUUUCUAGAGAGAAGGGGGGCUGCUACCAAAGUAGCGUCCGUGACAUUGAAAAGAAUGGCGAGUCAACUAUCAGGUUUACCCAGACGACUCCGGUCGACAAGUCUGCUGUGGGACGGAAGCACGGACAUGGCCCUGAAACUCCUCCAGGAUGAUUUACUCAUUGCAGACCCCGGCACAAGAUGCCAUUACAGUAAUUUGGCCUUCUCCCUGCUGGCCCAUGUUCUGGCCAAUACUGUGGCUGGGUUAGACUUCCAGCAGUGGGUGACAGAGAAUAUAUUGGCCAAGAUAGGCAUGGAGCAGACGGGGUUUGAGUUCACCGCGUCGGUGCGUGCCCAGCUGUCGGUCGGCGUCUACAGCAGCGGUAAACCGGCUCAACUCUACGACCUGGGCUGGUACCGGCCCUCGGGCCAGAUGUACUCCACGGCCGCCGACCUGGCCAAGCUGUGCAUGGCGCUGCUGGGGGCCGCCCGCAACAAGGGCAUCCUGCAGCCCGAGACCCUGAAGGUGAUGCUGACCCCGCUGCUCCGCUGCUCCGAGGAUUACUUCGCCAGUAAGACGGGGACCCCGUGGGAGAUCACGGAGCAGAUGGGCUACGAUGUGAUGAAGAAGGACGGAGACCUGGACGGCUACUCAGCCACCUUCUCCCUGGUCCCUCGCCUCAAGGUGGGCUUCGUCGUCUUAAUGGCGGGGUCUCGCCCCCGGGAGGUGGACCUAACCGCGGCCGUAUACGGUCACCUCAUCCCUGCCAUGGAGUCUGCCUUCCGCCAGGGCCACAGGCUACUGCAUCCACCCCCCACCUCCCUGCCCUACCUGGGUUACUACACCUUCUCCAACUUGACCUUCUACCAAAUAACGAAAGAAAAGAGUGGAGUGUUGGUCAUGCAACAGUUCGGCCCGCACAUUGAGACUCUGAUACCCGAGAUGUAUAGGACUAUCAAGCUGUGCUAUCUACAGGAGAGAGUCUUUCAGAUUGUAUUUGAGAAGGAAUACCCCUGUGUCCUGAAGUUCAACGCUGCCUCUGUGUCACUGGAAGCUCAAGAUGGGCAACUGUUUAACUUCUUCCCCUUCGACAGUAAAGGCCUGUCCACUGGAUUCGACGCUCCGGGUCUGAACACGUAUAAUAUCCUCCGAAUCAGCCGCAGGCCGAGGUUCUGAGACAUUUCAGCAGAGUUGUAGAACAACAGGCACUUUGGAAAAGUAUAGUCACCUUAUUUACAGAAUGAACAGCCGCCAACUCGA